This is a messenger RNA of Salvia splendens (bonfire salvia), 928 nucleotides long. Its product is annotated as probable sucrose-phosphate synthase 2. NCBI's taxonomy places the organism in Eukaryota, Viridiplantae, Streptophyta, Magnoliopsida, Lamiales, Lamiaceae. The transcript has 3 exons. Bases 316 to 765 code for a protein of 149 amino acids. The record is from RefSeq and is a predicted model, not a curated record.
CAUGGACAGACUGAGAGUACAAGAUCUCAACAUUAUAGUUAUAGGUGAAUCUAUUUAUGCUCACUCCACAAAAAUUAAUGUAAAAGAAAUAGAAAUCCACAUACUUACGAGUCAUGAAUCCGCAUUGUCGACAGCUAUGCCAAUGUCAGAGCUGGCCGAGUUUUUGAAGUCGGGAAAUAUCAAACUAACUGAUUUUGAUGCUUUGAUAUGUAGUAGUGGUAGUGAAGUGUAUUACACAGAGGAGGGAGGAGAGCCAUGUUCUGAUCCUGAUCAUGCGAGGGUUCAGAUGGUUUGAAGAAGACCAUUUGGAAGCUAAUGAACACAACAGAAGGAUUUAAAUCAAGUCAGCCUUCUGGUGUUGUUGAGCAUGAUUUGAAAUCGAGCAAUUCCCAUUGCCUGUCAUACGUUAUAAAGGAUCUCAGUAAGGCCAGAAAAGCCGACGAUUUGAGGCAAAAGCUUCGGAUGAGGGUUCUGCGUUGCAACUUGAUGUAUUGCAGAAAUUCCACAAGAAUGCAAGUCGUUCCUCUGCUUGCAUCAGGAUCACAGGCUCUCAGGGACACGGAUCAUGAGGAAAUGAUAUCGGGAACACACAAGACUCUGAUCAUGAAAGACGUUGUGGGAAAAGGAUCGGAGGAGCUGCCGGGAAGCUACCUAAGAGACGAUAUAGUCCCAGAAGACAACCCGCUGAUCGCGUAUAUAAAAGGAGCGGCUGCAGCACGGGAGAUAUUUGAUACAUUAAGGCAGCUCUUCAAAACAGCAGUGUGAGAAACACUUACAUCUAUCUCUGUAUUUUGCUUGCCAUAUUUGUAUUUUAGUAGAUUUAGUUACUUAGGUUAAGACACUGCCAUGCCCAUGGACAGGCUGUAUUAUUAUUAACUUACAAAAAUUAUAUAAAUAAUCUUAACCAAUUUAUUGACCCUGUCAUGAA